Messenger RNA from Peromyscus eremicus (cactus mouse), 1961 nucleotides. It is a transcript of the gene Lrp11, whose product is annotated as LDL receptor related protein 11. Bases 1 to 1470 code for a protein of 489 amino acids. Gene Ontology annotation, molecular function: protein binding. NCBI's taxonomy places the organism in Eukaryota, Metazoa, Chordata, Mammalia, Rodentia, Cricetidae. The record is from RefSeq and is a predicted model, not a curated record. The transcript is spliced from 7 exons.
AUGGCCGCCCGGGGAGGACCGGGCCCGGGCUCCCGGCACCGCGCGCUGCUCGGGCUGCUGCUGCUUUGCCUCUGGCUGCCGAGCGGCCGGCCUGGAGAGCCCGCCGCCCCGCCGUCGGGGGUCGAUCGGCUGCUCCAGGACUUUCGCCGGCAGCUGCAGCGGGCACGGCCGCGCGAGGAGCUAGAACCGGAGCUGCUCGGCGGCCCGCGGGAGGAUUGCCCGGGCGCGGGCGGUACGGCGGUCUACCGGGCCGUGCCCGAUACCAUCAUCCGCACCCAAGACUCCAUCGCGGCCGGAGCCAGCUUCCUGCGCGCACCGGGGACCGUGCGGGGCUGGCGGCAGUGCGUGGCGGCCUGCUGCUCCGAGCCGCGCUGCACCGUGGCGGUGGUGCAGCUGCCCCGGGGGCCCAGCGCGCCCGCUCCCAUGCCCGCGCCCCGCUGCUACUUGUUCAACUGCACGGCGCGGGGCCGCAGCGUCUGCAAGUUCGCGCCGCUCCGAGGCUACCGUACUUACACUCUCAGCCGCGCCGGGGACGCCGCCGGGGGCUCGCCCGGGCCGGGUGAGGAUGAGCCUCCACUUAGCAAGGCCGGGAAGGAUGUGGUUUUGCAUCUGCCCACAGACGGGGUGAUUCUGGAUGGCCGAGAAAGCACAGAUGACCACGCCAUCGUCCAUUAUGAGUGGACGUUGAAGCAGGGUGACCCAUCAGUGGACAUGAAGGUGAUUCAUGUCAUUCUUUUUGUUGUUGUUGUGCCUCAGCCAGGAACCCUGGAGCUGUCCCACCUGAAGGAAGGAGCAUACAUCUUCCAGCUGACUGUGACUGACACCGUGGGCCAGAGAAGCUCUGACAACGUGUCUGUGAGCGUGCUUCCCAGGAUCCACUCUACUGGAGGAUGCUCCAGCGUGUGCUCGCGCUACCAUUUCUUCUGUGAGAGCGGCUGCUGCAUCGACAUCACCUUGGCUUGUGACGGAGUGAGGCAGUGUCCAGAUGGGUCUGACGAAGACUUUUGUCAGAACUUGGGCCUUGACCGCAAGAUGGAGACAUACACAGCGGCUACUUCUGCCCAGCCAAGAACCACAGGACUGAGUGAAGGAGACCCCCGGUUUGAGAAGCCCCAGAAAGCCACUCCCCACAACCAACCAGCUACUGUAUCCCACACAGAGAAGAGGAUUCACUCCAGCCAGAGGGCGCCAGAGAGUCAAAUCAGUCCUGUCAUGCCAGACAGUAAUUCCUCAGGAAAGAACCAAGAAGAGGGAAGUUACAUUUUCAAGUCCAAGAGUGAUCACGCACGAGGGGACCACCCAGCCCCAGAAGCAGGUGCAGUGUUACCCCUGGCAUUGGGUCUGGCCAUCACUGCUUUGUUGCUUCUCAUGGUGACUUGCCGACUCCGACUGGUGAAGCAGAAACUGAAGAAAGCCCGUCCCAUUACGUCUGAGGAAUCUGACUACCUCAUCAAUGGGAUGUAUCUGUAAUGAAGAUUUUUAAGCAGCUGCGGGCAGGAUGGGCUUCACUUACAAUUUGUCCCUUGGGUUCUAUCCUUAAGACCUGUUGCUUUAAAUUGUGCAAGACAACAGUGCGGUUAUAAACCUUGUUUUAUCAUGAAAUCAUUUUUCCUGGGAAGUAAACGUCUUGAAAGGCAGAAAGGAAUUCAUGAGAUUGAAGUGUAUAGUAUGCUGAGACAGAAAGUCACUAUGCCAUGAGGUGACAGAUGGCAAUGCCCACCUUUCAUUUGAGAGGUGCCAAGUGCUGGCCCCCCACAGCUUCCCCUUGUCUUCCAGCCCUCUUCUCCACUGAGUUCUCAUGAACUCCAUUUUCUUUUUCUCAGCCCAAUACCUUUGAAAAGGGAUCCUAAGUGAAUUACACUCAGUGAGAUGAUACGAAUAGCAAGUCUGUAUGUUAUAAGCAUUCUGAAUAGAUCAGCAAAGUCCUACAGAAGAGGAAUAUGGGUUCUCCACCCCACCCC